ACAUUUUAAUUUGAAUCCACCCAGUUUUGUAUAAUGAAAAGAAAUACAUAAUUUUAAUUCAAGCGAAGUGUUUUCCAACCAGAUUGUAUUUGCUUAAAUUGCUACAGGAAUUCAAGGGACAGCCCUGUCUGGACACAGAGUUACUGUGGAUCUUUAAGAGACUCAGUUAAAGAGUUUAGGAAUUUCUGAUUCAUUUAAAGGAUUUGCAAAUUCAUCAACCCUGAAAACUAAAGCAAAUUCAACAGGACAAAAAAGAACAUGAGCUUUUCAAGUACAGUAUCUGUCUUUUUCUUCUUCUUUGGAGUUAAGGUAUAUUGUCAAUAUGAAAUUUAUCAGUGGGAUGAAGAUUACGACCCAGAGCCAAAUGAAGAUUAUGAACCACAAUUCCAAUUUCAUCCAAAUGUAGAAUAUGGAAUUCCUUAUCAGCGUAUUUUAGGCUGUGCCAGCGAAUGCUUCUGUCCAACUAACUUUCCGUCAUCAAUGUAUUGUGACAAUCGCAAACUCAAGACAAUCCCAAAUAUUCCAGUGCAUAUUCAGCAACUCUACCUUCAGUUCAAUGAAAUUGAGGCUGUGACAGCAAGUUCAUUCACCAAUGCAACUAAUCUUAAAGAAAUUAACCUCAGUCACAACAAAAUUAAAUCUCAAAAGAUUGACUAUGGUGUGUUUGCUAAAUUUUCAAAUCUACUACAACUUCACCUUGAGCAUAACAAUUUAGAAGAAUUUCCAUUUCCUCUUCCUAAAUCUCUGGAAAGACUCCUUCUUGGUUACAAUGAAAUUUCCACACUGCACACAAAUGCCAUGGAUGAACUAGUAAACUUGACUAUGCUUGAUCUCUGUUAUAAUCAUCUUCAUGAUUCUAUGUUAAAAGAAAAACACCUUGCCAAAAUGGAAAAAUUGAUGCAGCUCAACCUAUGUAGUAACAGAUUGGAAUCAAUGCCUCCUGGAUUGCCUUCUUCACUUAUGUAUCUAUCUUUAGAAAAUAAUUCUAUUUCUUCUAUACCAGAGAAAUACUUUGACAAACUUCCAAAACUUCAUGCUCUAAGGAUGUCACACAACAAUCUGCAAGAUAUUCCAUAUAAUAUUUUUAAUCUUUCCAACCUUAUAGAGCUCAACGUUGGACACAACAAAUUGAAGCAAGCAUUCUACAUCCCAAGAAAUUUGGAACACCUAUACCUAGAAAAUAAUGAAAUAGAAAACAUCAAUGUGACAAUGAUGUGUCCCUUUGUUGACCCACUACAGCAGCACCAUUUAACAUAUCUUCGUGUGGACCAAAAUAAGCUAAAAGAGCCAAUUAGUUCAUAUAUCUUCUUCUGCUUCCCUCAUAUACACAGUAUUUAUUAUGGUGAACAAAGAAGCACUAAUGGUCAAACAAUACAACUGAAGACCCAAGUUUUUGGAAGAUUUCAAGAUGAUGAUGAGGAGGAGGAGGAGGAGGAUCAUGAUAAUCAUGACAACAUACAUGUGAGCCAAGAACAAGAAGGGCCAGAAGAACACUUGGACCCUCAUUACUAUGAAGUUCAAGAAUGGCAAGAAAUUAUAUAGGUAUACAUUUGUGACUUUAUAAAACCUUAUUACUCAAUAUAAAUCUAAAUAUACAUUGCUCAAGGUAAUAUAUUUAGAGUUAUGUAUUAGUAUUGCAUUUAAAUUACUGGAGGCAAUUACAUCAUUACAUAGGAUUAGAACUUACUCAAAAUGAUAUAAAUGUUUAGAAAUAUAAACUAGAAUAACAAGUGGAAACAAAAACCCUAAAUUUUAAUGGCUUCUUUUGAAUCCUAGAAAUAUUACCAUGCUGAAAAAAAGUGUCACUGAAAAAGUGUCACUUCUAGUAAGAGUAAUGUUUCUAAAAGUGAUGAAGGAAGUACAAGGAAAGUCGUUUAAGACUAUUUUCUUUAACUGUCUCCAUAAAAGCUUGCACACUUUUUUUGUGAUUGUCUCACUAUGGCGUCCAUUCCACUGGUUCAGCACUUAGAGCACAGAAUGAUAGCUUUAAUUUUCAAGAGACCACCACACUAUAAAUCCAGGGCAGACAGAUUAAUGAAAGCAACUGUUGUACUCUUCUCUCAGAGCACCGAAGCAGAAACUCUAAAUUUGGUAACUAAAAAUCAUCAGACUAUUUUAGUAUAGUCUGUCUUUUAGCAAAUUUCAGCAACUUCUCAAAAUAAAUCUUUACUGUGUUUCACUUUAAUUGGGAUAAAUGUUUUUACAGUAAACUAGAGAAAGGCCUCUGUUUUGGUUACAUGCAGCUUUGCUAAUAAAUACCUGCUUUGUUCACAAGGUUAAGUUAAUCUUAAGAAAAUAAAGUUCUUUAAAUAUUAUUGAA
Chinchilla lanigera (long-tailed chinchilla) is the source of this 2320-nucleotide messenger RNA. It is a transcript of the gene Omd, whose product is annotated as osteomodulin. The record is from RefSeq and is a predicted model, not a curated record. NCBI's taxonomy places the organism in Eukaryota, Metazoa, Chordata, Mammalia, Rodentia, Chinchillidae. Bases 259 to 1542 code for a protein of 427 amino acids. The transcript has 3 exons. Gene Ontology annotation, molecular function: protein binding.